AAGAAGAUGAAAUAUGGCGGCUCCCACUGACGGCGUGCCGGGGUUUAUAAGAGAUUUGAGGGAGUCUUUUAAAGCUAAAGGUUGUGAAAUCUAUCCUUUCAAGGUUGAACGGUACAAUGCUUUGACAUCAGAAGUCCAUCAUCUUUCAUAUGCAGAUGACAGUCUGGCAGCAGUGAUCCUUAGCACACCGUCCAUGUUUGAGAAAGUUUUCCUGCCUUUCCUUCAGAGUCACGAAUGUGAAGCGACCAGAGACCCGAUAGAUGAGUGUGUCACUCAGACGAUCUCCUCCUGUGUUUCUCUGUGUUGUCCACAUCAGUGUGUGGAUGUGAUGUAUGAUUAUGAGCUGCUGCCCAGUAGGAGACCCAGGUUUCUUGCCCAAACAGCUGCACAUGUGUCCGGAGCAGCGUUCUACUACCAGAAAUCAGAUAUCCACAAUCCUCCAUGGCUUGACAAAAAGAUGUUUGGAGUGUGUAUUCACCCCAGGCUGGGCGGCUGGUUCGCUAUACGAGCUCUACUAAUCUUUAAAGAUGUGCUGCUGGGAGAUGAAGUUCAGCAGAAAGAUCCUGUAGACUGUGUGAGCCGACAGGAGGACAGAAUCGAGCUGCUAGAGAGAUUUAACUUCCGCUGGCAGGACUGGAGUUACAGAGACAUCAUACCUGCAGAGGAACGUUAUUCACCUCGACAGAAAGAGUACUUCAUAACUCCUCCUGCACAGCGGGGGGCGCUGCUGAGACACUGGGGCUUCAUGACAGAGAGUGACACGGAGUCCACAAACAAACAAACAGAGCUGAGCAGACCCUUAUGAAUACCUUCAUCAUUCCUCUUUCCUCAUGUGUACUCAGAGUAACAUACAAGAGACUCCUGGACAGGAAAAGAUGUUCAAGCAGUUGAAAUUAAAUGUUUUCAGAGGAUGCCAUGAGUGUUGAUGUUGAUCACACUGAAACACAAAAUACUAUUGUGCCUUAUUUCAAUCAUUUGUUUUAUAGUUGAAUCAUUUGUCUUGAAUAACAACACAACAGCCAAUGUUCAAAAUAAAGCAUUCAGAUUAUAGGUUUGUGGACAAGCAACAGAAGAAAUGCUUCUGUGAUAUUUGUCCUAAACGACAUUGUUGUAGUAUGUUACUUGUGUAUAUAAACAUGGAUAACAUUACUGCA
Triplophysa dalaica is the source of this 1154-nucleotide messenger RNA. It is a transcript of the gene mmachc, whose product is annotated as metabolism of cobalamin associated C. The transcript is spliced from 4 exons. The record is from RefSeq and is a predicted model, not a curated record. NCBI's taxonomy places the organism in Eukaryota, Metazoa, Chordata, Actinopteri, Cypriniformes, Nemacheilidae. Gene Ontology annotation, molecular function: demethylase activity; cyanocobalamin reductase (cyanide-eliminating) (NADP+) activity; FAD binding. Gene Ontology annotation, cellular component: cytoplasm. Gene Ontology annotation, biological process: cobalamin metabolic process. Bases 14 to 805 code for a protein of 263 amino acids.